GGAAAGAGAGAGGCUGCGUGUGGACGCGUGUACACCAGGGGAAACACGCCGCACACGAACUGAGGGUGAGCUCAAGGAGAAGUCGCUGCUGCCUGGUUGAUCAGUGUAAACCCGGCGCAGAAGAUGCUGCUGCGCUUGAAUGAAUGAGAAUGCUGACGCUGUAUGCUGCGCGGCGCGCUGGAGACAUGCGGUACUCUUCACUCCUCCGUCAGGUCACACUGUAGUUAGUGUAAAGUCGAUCCAGUCAGUCACACAGACAUCCUACAUACUCUCUCCUCUCCUGCUGGGAUUUGUCCUUGCUGGAUGCCGGGAUGCCUGCUUCUCCUCUCGUCACACUGUUCUUAGGUCUGUUGGGUUUGCUGACGACAUGCGCCCAGACAGAGAUGAAGAGGGUUGUGGGAGACAAUGCCACGCUGCCCUGCCACCAUCAAAUCUGGAUGGGUGAUGACCGCACGCUGGACAUUGAAUGGCUGCUUCUCAAACCAACCAACAAGCAGAGAGUGGUGAUCACCUAUUUUGCUGGACGGGUAUUCGACCCCAACGAAGCGGAGCGUGGCCGCGUAGCCUUCGCUGGAGAGUACCUAAAAGGCGACGCCUCUCUGCUGAUCAGUGACUUGUCUCUAACAGACUCAGGAGAGUACAGCUGCAAAGUCAAGACGGGUGCGCAAUACCACUGGAGCACCAUCAGCCUCAUAGUGCUGGUGAAGCCGUCCAAGCCGCGGUGCUGGAUGGAGGGCAAACUGUUGGAGGGCGGUGAUGUUAAGAUGAGCUGCAAGUCUGCUGAUGGCUCUGAUCCCAUCCACUACAAAUGGGAAAGGGUACUGGACAAGGGCAAGUAUGUUGGCAAGCUGCCUCCCAUAGCCCUGAUAGAUUUGAAAAACCCAGAGAUUGUGACAUUAAGGAACUUGACCAAGGACAGUACCGGAGUCUACAAAUGCACAGCCAGCAAUGAUGUGGGAGAAGAGAGCUGCACAGUGGAGGUCAAGAUGCACUAUGUCAGGGGAAUGGGUGUGGUGGCUGGGGCAGUGGUUGGCGUGUCUUUCGGAGUUCUCCUAAUCAUCCUCAUCAUCUGGUUGGUGUUCCGCAAAAAGGAGAUGAAGAAAUAUGAAGAAGAAGAGACCCCAAAUGAAAUCAGGGAGGAUGCAGAAGCUCCCAAAGCCAAACUGGUGAAGCCCAACUCCCUCUCUUCUUCCCGCUCUGGCAGCUCUCGCUCAGGCACCUCUUCCACACAGUCCAUGGUGCACAACAUGGGGCUCCGAGGCCAACGAGCCUGUGUUCCUGCUGUGGCGGCCCUCAAGGAAAACUGCCAAUCUUCUUUCCCUCAGUCUCCACCUGCCUACAAUCAGACAGUUCCCAAGACUCCUGAACCACGUUCAACACCAACCUCCACGUCUACCUCCAAUUGCAAGCCCAGCCCUCCCCCUAAACUGAGUCCUGGAAACCUGACCCGCAUGGGGGCCACCCCUGUUAUGAUCCCUGCCCAAACCAAGGCCUUCCAGACUGUGUAGAAGAUGUAAUCACACAGAGGAAAAGACCAAGGCAGCCUCAGGACAUGGCAACCAGCUGAACCCAAGAGUUAGACUCUGAUAAAGAUCCAGUGUAUAUUCUCACCAUUCGCUAUCUGACGGAUACUUUCAGGAAUUUAACUCUUGGAGAAUCUGUGCUUUACACCAACAAUAUAGGAAUAGGCUUCUCCUGGCAUUGUUUAUUGACACACUCUCACCUGAGCAACAUCUGUGAUGAAGAUACUGUUGUAUGGACUGUGAUUUUAAAAGACAAGGAGGUGUCGAAACUGAACCAGCAGUUGGUUUCUUAUGGAAGGAGAGGAUUGCACGCAGCAGGGAGUGAAUGGGAUGAGGUAAUGUAAUGAGGUGAGGUCGAAAGCGUGAGCCAGACUGAAAUUUGAUAAAGUGAUUACAUUACAUAGCAACUUCAUUCUUUUUGCAGAAGACAACAGAUGGCUCAUAGAUACAGCUGAAGAGGUUAGUAUAAGGGAAUGGGGAAAAAAGGAACAAACUUGAACACCUUCUUGCAUACAGUACCCCACUUUACACCUGUUGCUAAUGAAAAUGCCCUGCACACAUGACUGAACUGAUUGAUGAAAGUAGUUUAACUGUAGGUUGUUACAGUAUAUAAACGAGAUGAAUGGCUCUGAUUGUAUAAACAGACUUUAUGUGGACACUUCAUAUAAACAUUGAUACAUGUGACACGCUGUAAUAUGGACAUAGGUGAAUCCCUUUUGUCACUGCUUCCUCUGUGCCGACUGAAAAACCACAUAGAUGUGCACCAUUUUCAGUAGUUUAAGUGUGGAUUCAUACAAGACAUUUCAUGUUUAUACUGUUCAUCUAUUCAUACCUGACAUGGCAAAAUUCAAAGAGAAUUCUGAGUUUUCUUUUUGUUUUGUUUUUUCCAGGGGGGGUAAUUUUCAGGAUAAUGGAGCACUUAUAAUUUUGAGGAUUGUCAAAGGGUUAAGUCGAGGCCCUGCUAAGAAAGUGCCACAUUGUGAUUGUUUCUUUUUUUUCUCAUUUUGUGUGUAGUAUACCUUUUUGUUAACCACGAAUGCAAGACUGUAUGAAUGUGUUGCUAAAUGAGAUGUGUUAGGUAGUAUUUUUUUCUCAGCAAUAAGUUACUAAGAACUCUCCCAUGUUAAAAUGGUUUCCUGAAUUUUAAUGAGUUUUACAUGACUCAUUGACUCAUUUCUAUAGAGAGAAAAUUACUUUCUGCACUCUUAAUACAACUUAGAUGUGGAUUUCUAAAGAGUGCCUUUUGUCAUUCAUGCUCAUUGUAAUGAUCAAACAUAUACAGUACUAUUGACAGUACAACGCAUUGCAAAUUAGUUGUCCUUCACAAGGGGCAUGACACUAAUAACAGUCAGUGUAGGUAUGGAGGGAGAGCUCCAUUUAUAUCUGACCUACUGCAUACCAGCCAUAGCCAACAGACAGACAGACAGACAGACAGACAGACACACAGGACAGAAUGAAUCCUGCCCUUGUGCCUCAUCUCCCAUUCAGCAGAGAGGACAAACCUGAUCCUUCUCCAUUCCUCAUUCUUCAAUCACAUUCCUUCCCUUCAAUACAUAAUCUGCCUUUUAUCCCUUUUCCUCUUUCAACUUGUCUUGUGAGUCUCACCACCUACUCGCUCUUCUCCCAUGAUGUUGUAUUCUACUUAUUUUCAUGGUGGGGGAAGUUAUACAUAACCUUGAUCCAAGGACGGAGCUUUGUCACUGUUGCGUUCAAAGCCAAACUGACUGUACACUUACUUAGAUGUGUACAAUAAAGAUGUCACUGUCGUUAGUUAAUCUUGGCGUGACUUAAAACACCAGCGAACACACCUCUCUGACUGGAAAGUGAAACUUUCAUCUUGCUCACCUGGAGACUGAUGAACAUAGCAAUACCUAGGUCACUAAAAACUGCUAUCGUUAGUUGCUGUAAGUGACAUCUCCUGCUUUUACAAACUAUGUGCACACGUGCAUGUAAUCACUGAUUUGUCAGAAAGCAUUUGCCACCAAUGUUACAACAUUCCACUACAUUAGCUGAAAUUUAGAUUUUACAUAACCUCAUCCUGUGAUAGAGCUGUCCAACCGGGGACCUAAACAGCUUUUCCCAUAGCCAAUAAAACACAAAAAAAAAAAA
This is a messenger RNA of Epinephelus lanceolatus (giant grouper), 3632 nucleotides long. RefSeq names its product CXADR-like membrane protein. Lineage: Eukaryota; Metazoa; Chordata; Actinopteri; Perciformes; Serranidae. The record is from RefSeq and is a predicted model, not a curated record. Gene Ontology annotation, cellular component: cytoplasmic microtubule; membrane; cell surface.